AUGGCUCCAUUUGAGGCUCUAUAUGGAAGGAAGUGUGGAACACCUUUGUGUUGGUAUGAAACUGGAGAGACGAUCCUAUAUGCACUAGAUAUGGUUCAGAAGCAACAUGAGCAAAUCAAAUUGAUUAGAGAAAAGAUGAAAAUAGCACAAGAUAGGCAAAGGAGUUACUAUGAUAAGAGGAGAAAACCAAUGAAGUUUCAGGUGAUUGAUCAUAUAUUUUUGAAAGUUUCACCUGUAACUGGAGUUGGAAGAGCUCUAAAAUCUAAGAAGUUAUCUCCUAAGUUUAUUGGGCCAUUUGAAGUGCUAAGUAAAAUUGGUCCUGUUGCUUAUGAAAUUGCUUUGGCUCCAAAUCUCUCAAACUUGCAUCCUGUAUUCCAUGUAUCUCAACUUAGAAUGUAUAUUCCUGACCCUACUCAUGUGAUAGAACUUGAUCCUGUUCAAGUGAGAGAGAAUUUGUCAUAUGAUGUACAACCGGUGAAAAUUGUUGAUUGCCGUGUUAAGAAAUUAAGGGGUAAGGAGAUUUCACUUGUUAAAGUAAUAUGGAAUACUAGUGAUGAAGGAGAUGCCACGUGCAAAGUUGAGAAUAAGAUCAGAAAAUUAUAUCCUGAUCUUUUUGUAACUUAG
Abrus precatorius (Indian licorice) is the source of this 624-nucleotide messenger RNA. RefSeq lists its product as uncharacterized. Bases 1 to 624 code for a protein of 207 amino acids. The record is from RefSeq and is a predicted model, not a curated record. Lineage: Eukaryota; Viridiplantae; Streptophyta; Magnoliopsida; Fabales; Fabaceae. The transcript has a single exon.